AUGAUGGCUACGCAGACAGAAUCCAAAGCGCCCCCAGAAAUCACUAUCAUCUCUCGCGUCGCCUCCAUCCCGCUCAUCGAGGACACACUCGGCGCCAUACACACCACCCUCACCAACAACACGUACACCCGCCAGACGUACACCACCGCCCAGGGUGUCUCCAAGUAUGCACUUAGCUACGCUGAGCCCCUGCAGAAGACCUUCUCCCCUUUGAUUGUGCGCGCAGACGGCUUGGCAAACAAGACCCUUGACGCGGUCGAGUCGCGGUACCCGUACCCAUUCAAGACGCACGCCGGCGACCUGGUCAAAGACCUCCGUGGGAAGAGCGACGAGGCAUACAACGUCGCCAACAAGACCAUCGACGAGCGCGUCAAGACGCCAGCGUACAACGUUGCUCAGGGUAUCGAUCAGCGCAUCGCCCCUAUCGUGGACUACUUCGAGGUUGCUGUUAACAAGAUAUCACCUAACGGCACUCCGACGGAACAUCAGUCGUCGGAAACGCAGUUCCAGUACCAGCGUGCACUUGCGAUAUCUAAGGACCUCGGCGGCCACCUCUACGUCUAUUCUACCGAGCACAUCAACCAGCUCAAGGAGCAGAAUGCGCUAGUGCAGCGUGCGGCGGAGACUGCGCAUAAUAUCAGCGUAGUAGCGACAUCGAGCCUCGGUGCGGCCCACGCUCGGGUGCACACACUCAGUGACACCAUGCUCGUGGAGCUCCAAAAGAUUCAGACGUCGACUUCACAGCUCCCAUCCACCUUUCAGACUUCCUUCCACGACAUCUCCACCCAUCUCGCAGCAAUCAUCAACGACCUUACCGCAAUCCUCACCUCGCAGGACCCCGUUCAGGAGAAGGUACACAAGGUGCGAGAUACUGUCCAGGAGGGCGUGCAACCUCUCCUCGAGGCGGCUACGACGCGUGUCCAGGAGAUCCUCGGUGCAAUAAAGGCGGGGACAGCAGAGAAGGCCAACGGAUCGGGGUCGAACGGAUCAGCUGCAGUGAACGGUAAUGGCCAUGCGUAA
This is a messenger RNA of Sparassis crispa, 1020 nucleotides long. RefSeq lists its product with no specific name. The coding region runs from base 1 to 1020 and encodes 339 amino acids. The record is from RefSeq and is a predicted model, not a curated record. NCBI's taxonomy places the organism in Eukaryota, Fungi, Basidiomycota, Agaricomycetes, Polyporales, Sparassidaceae. The transcript has 3 exons.